This is a messenger RNA of Leishmania mexicana MHOM/GT/2001/U1103, 1104 nucleotides long. RefSeq names its product glycerol-3-phosphate dehydrogenase [NAD+],glycosomal/mitochondrial. Bases 1 to 1104 code for a protein of 367 amino acids. Gene Ontology annotation, biological process: carbohydrate metabolic process; glycerol-3-phosphate catabolic process. The record is from RefSeq and is a predicted model, not a curated record. The transcript has a single exon. Gene Ontology annotation, molecular function: glycerol-3-phosphate dehydrogenase [NAD(P)+] activity; NAD binding. NCBI's taxonomy places the organism in Eukaryota, Euglenozoa, Kinetoplastea, Trypanosomatida, Trypanosomatidae. Gene Ontology annotation, cellular component: cytosol; glycerol-3-phosphate dehydrogenase (FAD) complex.
AUGAUCCCCGCGAAGGGACACAUCGCCGGCCAUGAGCUGCUGCACCUGAACAAGGCCGCCAUCUUCGGCUCCGGCGCCUUUGGCACGGCGCUGGCGAUGGUGCUCUCUAAAAAGUGCCGCGAGGUGUGUGUGUGGCACAUAACGGAGGAGGAGGCGCGGCUCGUGAAUGAAAAGCGCGAGAACGAUCUCUACCUCCCGGGAGUGCAGCUUGCGUCGAACAUCACCUUCACCUCGGAUGUGGAAGAGGCGUACAAGGGUGCCGAGAUCAUCCUCUUCGUCAUCCCGACCCAGUUCCUGCGCGGCUUCUUCCAGAAAAGCGGCGGCAACCUGAUCGCCUAUGCGAAGGAGAAGCAGGUGCCGGUGCUUGUGUGCACGAAGGGUAUUGAGCGCUCGACACUGAAGUUCCCGACGCAGAUUGUUGGCGAGUUCUUCCCGAGCAACCUGCUCUCUGUGCUCGCGGGUCCCAGCUUCGCCAUCGAGGUGGCCACCGGCGUCUUCACGUGCGUCAGCAUCGCCUCCUCCGACAUCAAUGUGGCUCGCCGCCUGCAGCGCAUCAUGACGACGGGCGACCGCUCCUUCGUCUGCUGGGCCACCACCGACACCGUCGGCUGUGAGGUGGCCAGCGCCGUGAAGAACGUGCUGGCCAUCGGCUCUGGCGUGGCGAAUGGCCUUGGCAUGGGCUUCAACGCGCGUGCCGCCCUCAUCACGCGCGGCCUGCUCGAGAUUCGAGAUCUGACGGCCGCACUGGGCGGCGAUGGCAGCGCCAUCUUCGGCCUCGCCGGGCUCGGCGACCUCCAGCUGACGUGCUCGUCGGAGCUGUCGCGUAACUUCACGGUGGGCAAGAAGCUCGGCAAGGGCUUGUCCAUCGAGGAAAUCCAGCGCACGAGCAAGGCCGUCGCGGAGGGCGUGGCGACGGCCGAGCCGCUGAUGCGCUUGGCGCAUCAGCUGAAGGUGACGAUGCCGCUGUGCCAGCAAAUCUACGAGAUUGUGUACAAGAAGAAGAACCCGCGCGCAGCCAUCGUAGACCUCUUGUCGUGCGGCCUGCAGGACGAGGGUCUGCCGGCGCUCUUCAAGAAGUCGGCUGCCACCCCCUCCAAGCUGUGA